AGAUACCCCAACUCUCUUCGCAUUUAUCAUCCCACGAUACCGAGAUAUUUGCGACUGGCUUUAUACUGCAAAGCGUCAUGACGCUUCCUCUUCCUCAGACUCACGACAUAUAUCUUGAGCGACAAGGAGGUUACACUACAGCGGCCUCUUGGCUGGCCCGCGACAGUGAUAACGAAACCCUCAUUUUCAGAAAAUUCGACAAGCUUGCUAUAGUUAACUUACUAUAUAUGCAAAGCGAGAUCCUAGAGCUGGAGAAACGGUUAGACUCCAUGCACCUCCUUACUGUGAAUAGUUAUGACUUGGACCUCAAGGAUGCGGCAAGCACUUGGGAAACACUGUUCCAUCAGUCUCAGGGUGGCAAGCCCGCAUUUCGACAGGAUGCCAAGGAGCGCAUGAUUCUCAUUAGGGAAUUAAGGGAAAGACUGAAAGAAUACCAUGAGGCUAUACUGCUGCAAAGCCAAAUCGCACAGCUUAAACACCCUGAGAAGAGGGUCUUGAGUGCUGUGAAGCACUUCUUUGAGAAACCACAUCCAAUUCUUGGAGGCAAAGCGAAGAAGUUUUUGAAUGACAGACAAGAUCUUGUUUCACUCAAGACACCAGUAGAGGCAGACUACUUGUCGAGCUUCUUGAGACGACACUGGGUAUCAGAGAAAGAAGUCAGCCGGGAUGGACGGAGCCAUUUCCGCCGGUUCCAUGAGAAAUCAAUCUCAAUCACCGUCAACAUAGUCACUAUCAUUGUGGCUCUCAUCUUUCUCAUCGGACCUAUGACGGGGCUGAACUUUGCAUCGAAUCCGGUUACUAGAUUAGUACUGAUAGCCGUAUUUACAGCAAUGUUUGCUGUCAGUCUCGGACUCAUUACGAAUGCACGGCGGGCUGAAGUUUUCGGGGCAACAGCUGCGUAUGCUGCUGUGCUAGUUGUAUUUGUCAGCAAUGGUGGUUUGUCUCCAGCUGGAGGCUGAGAGGAUCCGAGUUGUUUAGGAAAUUUGCGAUUACGAACGAUCGGGACAUGGCAAGUCCAGCUUAUUGAUAUCUCUUCAGCGAGCGAUGGACGGGGCUAUAAGCCAACGUGAACACGUCCUCUGAUGUUAAACACAGCUUCAU
Pseudomassariella vexata is the source of this 1101-nucleotide messenger RNA. RefSeq lists its product as uncharacterized. NCBI's taxonomy places the organism in Eukaryota, Fungi, Ascomycota, Sordariomycetes, Amphisphaeriales, Pseudomassariaceae. The record is from RefSeq and is a predicted model, not a curated record. The transcript is spliced from 4 exons. Bases 78 to 959 code for a protein of 293 amino acids.